Molecule: messenger RNA, 1089 nt
Organism: Ostreococcus tauri
Lineage: Eukaryota; Viridiplantae; Chlorophyta; Mamiellophyceae; Mamiellales; Bathycoccaceae
Product: Rhodanese-like domain
Exons: 1
Coding region: 1-1089 (362 amino acids)
Source: RefSeq, a predicted model, not a curated record
AUGCUCGCGAGACGUCGAACCCCGAGAGGUGAGUCCGACCCACUCAGGCUCGCGUGCGCGUGUGAUAACUCCGGUACCGUCGUUCUUUUUUAUAAAUACGUCGCUCUGAGCGAUCCGGUGUCGACGGCGCGGAAGAUUUUGGAUGAGUCUGCCAAGGGCGCACACAGCAGUGUCAAGGGAAAGAUUCGAAUCGCUCGCGAGGGAAUCAACGCCACGUUCGCGGCGUCGAAGAAGGACGACGUUGAGGCGUUCAUCGAAUUCCUGGAAAGUUUACCCGAGUUGACGUGCUUGCGAGGGACGGACUACAAACGUGAGCCGGCGUGCUCGCACGCGUUCGGGACGCUGAGCGUUCGGGUGACGGAGGAGCUCUGUCCGUUCGGUGAGCCGGAUCUCUCGACGACUGUCGACAGUGAGAUAGAAAUCACGAGUCUGACGCCGAGCGAGUGGGACGCGGCGCUCCGAGAGAGGAAUGACGAGGAGUCCACGGUGCUCGAUGUGAGAAACUUUUAUGAGUCACGCGUCGGGCACUUCGACGGGUCCGUCCUGGCGCCCAUUCGUCGGUUCAGCCAAUUGAAAGAAUGGCUCGCCAGAGAUGAUGCGCUCGAUAACGUGGCCGGGCGUGACGUGUACAUCUUUUGUACCGGCGGCGUGCGUUGCGAAAAAGCUGCGACGUAUCUAUGCAGUAAGCUUCCGGCGGAUCGUCGGCCGCGAAGCGUUCGCAAGCUCGAGGGCGGAAUCGUCGCCUACGCGAGAGAUUUCGCGUCCUCCGAGGACUGUUUGUUCAAGGGAUCAAACUACGUCUUUGACGCGCGAGGGAGCGUUUCGGUGAGUGACGAUUUGCCGUCGACGUCCCGUUGCGACGGAUGUGACGAGCAAAGCGGACGACUGUCGAAGUGUGUUGGGCGUAAUUGCCACGUCGUUCUCAUCGCGUGUGAGACAUGCGGCGACACCGUGUAUUGCUGCGAGAGCUGCCGCGAACAGACAGAGCGCGCGGUGGGGAUCGAAAAGUUCAAGCGUCGCUCGUGCGAAUGCGACUGCUUUGAGAGUCGCAUUCGACGGUGUCGUACUUCGGAGGCGCAGAUAGCAUAG